UCAGAGCUGUAAUGUGGAUGUGAAGCGGAGGAGAAAAGCGUGCUGCUGGAAACACCUCUCUCUCUCUCUCUCUCUCUCUCUCUGUUUUCAGCAGGAUGUGGGCAGCUUUUAAGGAAAUGCUUUCUAACUGGACAGGAGUUAAGUUUGAGACGCGAUAUCUGCUCUAUCAGUAGUCACAUUGCCGUGCAGUUUGGAUAUAAAAGUCCACUCCUCAUCCACAUGCGGUUAAAGACAAUCCACAGAGACCUCGUUCUAAAUCACAGCAGGUGAGAGCAGAGGUGCAGUCGGGUAUCACGCCGAUUAAAAACAGUGGAGGAUAUCCAGACAGAUGGCCACGCCCUUUGUGCCAGUGCCCGUGCCCAUCAAUCGAGCUCUUUCAGGCUCCUCCGGUGCCAGACGGCCCAAACGGGCAUCGAGCGUGGGCAGUGCGUCCAGCAGUUCGGAGUCUUCUUCCACUAAAGGUGCAGCGGAAGACAGUAGCUCAGGGAGAAGCGGGAAUGGGAGCUGCUUCAUUGCUUCGUGUCAGAGUCCUGUAACGAGGGCCAGGAUGAAUGGAGUCGAGUCCACGGUGGAGUUUUCCAGCUGCACAAGACCGGAUACGCCACCACACGCACUCGGAUGGGAAGAGAGACCCAUAACUCCCACGGUGCUCGGCUACGAGGUCAUGGAGGAAAGAGCAAAGUUCACGGUGUAUAAGGUUCUGGUGAAGAAGACGCAGGAUGAGAGCUGGGUGGUGUUCCGGCGUUACACUGACUUUUCCAGACUCAAUGACAAGUUAAAGGAAAUGUUUCCUGGGUUCCGUCUCUCUCUGCCACCUAAACGCUGGUUUAAAGAUAACUACGACACCGACUUCCUGGAGGACAGACAGUUAGGCCUGCAGGCCUUUCUACAGAAUCUGGUGGCUCACAAAGACAUCGCUAACUGUGUUGCGGUGCGAGAGUUUCUUUGUCUGGACGAGCCUCCAGGACCAUUCGACAGUCUCGAGGAGAGUCGGGCAUUCUGUGAGACUCUGGAGGAGGGUAACUAUCGGCUGCAGAAGGAACUGCUGGAGAAGCAGAAAGAGAUCAGUUCCUUAAAGAAGAUGUUGGAGGAAAAAGAGCUGUACAUACACCUGCUCGAGAAGAGGAUCAACGGUGAGUCUCUGACUCCGGAGAGCCCGUAUGGUCUGUCUGCUCAGGGUAGUGAGAGCAGUGUGGAUGCAGAGAGCUCCACCGCUGAGGCAGACCAAGACAUGCCAGAGGAGAGUGGCAGCUGUGAGCAUCACGCAUCACGGAGCUCCUCAGCGUGUUGGUGUGGUCCGACCAUCAGCAGCUCACCUCCGGUUAUCCAGGUCACUCAGGUGGAGCAGUGAAUCAGAACCAAGACUGCACCUCCUCUCUCUCUCUCUCUCUCUCUCUCUCUCUCUCUCUCUCUCUCUUUCUCUCUCUCCUGUCUCUCUUCCCCAAGUUCUUGCACUCUCUCCUAGUGUUCACAACCUCUCCUAACUUCACAGUCGAUCAUCUCAGAGAGACAGAGAGAUGAGUUUCUUCUGUACACAGUUUAGAGAGAAAAAGAGAAAGAGAUGUAUUAGCAGAGGCCUGUUAUGUGGAGCUGAAAUCUGGACCACUCCCUGUAGAGACAGCAGAAUGUCUGAGCCUUUCAGAUCAUCUAAAUCUGCGCUGAGAGAUCUCCAGAGGGAAUAAGGCUUUUUGGAUUUUAACCACUGACAUCCAGCCAUAGACCGCUUCUCAAGCAAAGUGUACGGACGAAGACGAACGUCAUUUAAAUUAACUUAGAGUGCAGAGGUGCCAACAUAUACAGUAUAGCCAUAACAUUUCUGAUUUAUAACCCAUCAUCAAUACAGGAGAUGUUUUGGGGUUUUUUUUUUUCUAAUCACAUGAAGCAGCAGUCAAAAUAAAUAUGAAUAAAAUUCACUGAGCAGAAAAGCCAAUUCACUCAAGUGGAAAGGACACGGGACGUGAAAAAGACACCCAUCUGCUUCUGGUCGCUUUGCCUCUGGUAACUUUGUCUUAGUGCCAGUUUAUCUACAUGAACUUCGACCUGUGAAUUCAUGAGCCUCGGUCUUGUGAGCCAAUAGAAAAGAAGAAGGUGGGACCGUGAGCUUUAUGUGGUUGAAAAAUGGAGAAGUUGCUUAUUAUUAAGUAGCGCUCACAGCAGACUUUUGCUUGACAGCUGACACAGGCAAGGAUUUUGUGCGAUUUUGUUUUCUCUGCCUGCUAGGAUUUUCUUGUUAAUAAUGUUGGCACCUUUGUAUCAUGACAGUUCAGUGUGACAAUCCAGAGAGAGAAACUGCCUUUGCUCCAAAAAACACAGUGGAGUGAAGCCCCCAUGUGGCUAAUGCAGUUACUGCAGUCAUCUACUCAGGAAGGACAAUGUUAUGACAGACUGAAAGACUGAUGUUUCCCCUGUGCUGCUGCUGCUGCUGCUGCUGUUGGCAUUUCAUCAGGGCUAUGAACUGAUGUCUGAAUAUUCCAGUUGGCAGGUCAUUCCCAGCUGGCAGACACUCUGGAUUUAAGGCUUCCUUGUCAUUUGCCUUUCAUGUCAUGUCACUUUGCACUGCCGUUGCCUCAUUCACAAUAGAAAUGCAAUUAAUCUGUGUAUAGGAGUAAAAAAAUUAUGCACAUUGCUAAGCCUGCAGUGAUUUUUUUUUUUUUUUAAUUAUUAAUUUCAGACACAUUCAUUUCAAAUGUUGCUACUUUUGCUUUGGUCAUCAUUGUGACAGUCUGAACACUAAGUAAACUUUCUCUGUAAAAGUGUGGCAUAGGGUGCAUUCUACAGGAUCAGAUUCCUGUAAAGCAGCAAUCCCCAAACCAACAGCUCCAGAUAAUCGGCUCACUUGAUUAACCAGAUCAGAUUUCGGAAUAGGUCUGGAAGGUCAGUCUCUCCGGGAAAAGAGCUGAUGACCAAACUAUUUCACACACCGAAAGUAUUUUGUCAAGUGACCUGACUGUUUUUCUUCUGUUUUUAAGCCCCAAAUUUACUAAAUCUUUUCUGUUGUUGAUCAUUUUAAUGCAGUAGUCACUCAAGUCAUUGGUGGUCGUUGUGCUUCAGUGCCAUUGUGAUCACAAUAUUACGAACUUUUAGAUGAAUAUGAUGUCACCUUAAGAGUCAAGACAAGUCAUGGAAAAAAAAAAAAAAAAAGAACACUAACAGCCUAAAACAACACUAAACACUAGGAUGUCUGUGUCACUGAAGCUAACGUUGGUGUUAGAAGUGUGUUAAUGUGUAACUGUGUUUAAAUGGUCACUCUCACAGCUGUUUUUUAGAGCAGGUACCACAUUGCAUUUAAGGCUUUCGCUGCUUGUAAAUGGUCACAUCGGGUCACAUGUUGCACUUUAAUAUCUGCUGGGAUUGUGGGAUACGGUGCAUUUAGGCUAGCAGGCAAAGCUUUCUUAUGUUUGAAUGCUACGUAUAGGUUCAAAUGGAGCACAGUGCCUUUAUCUGCAUCUUAUAUAUUUAUAUGUAUACACGAUUAUUUUAUUUGUGUGUGUGUGUGUGUGCUUGCACGAAAUGUGCAGAUCCUUCCGAAAUCAACUUUCCUGCUAACAUAGUGCCUUGCAUUUCUUCCCAUUAUUAUAAUUUUUAAAUAACUGACAUGUUGCGUUGCUGUUCUUUGCUCUGUUUUCUCUUUAGGGUUGAUGCCAAAUGACAAAAUGGCUGUCGAGGUGACUUUAGACUUUAUAAUGAUCCAAAUAAUCCUCAACUUUGGUCAAAGCAUUAACGUGGCUACUGACAAAUAGGGUCACUCACCUGUUAUUGUGAUUCCUAGGAUCAUACUCUUUCCAUAUUUACCUAAACUGCACAUUUCAUGUUUCACAUUGUUAUAUAUGACAAUAAAUGAAUGUUUGUAUGAUGUCUGUGAUGAUCGGAUCCACGUUUAGGUUGAAUGUUUACUCCUAGGCAACGUCUCAUAAAAAUAAAUAAGUGAAUCUUAUGCAACUGUUCAGUAGAAUGCAAUUAAAAUGUUGAAAAGUUCUGUUGGUACAGCUUGACCUUUUUCUUGGUUGUCUUGUUAUUUAGCCACAGAUGAAUAAUCUUUUGAUUUCUGACUCUCAUUGAAAUGUAACACUUGGAAAAAAAGGUAUGUGGUUUUAAAUUAGCAUCUUUUUUGCAGAUCAUAGAGAAAUAUAUCUGGUUCACAUGAUAACAAAAUCUAUGAUCUGUUGAGGGAUAAUAAAAGUUUUCAGAAGUAUUUUCA
Molecule: messenger RNA, 4198 nt
Organism: Pangasianodon hypophthalmus (striped catfish)
Lineage: Eukaryota; Metazoa; Chordata; Actinopteri; Siluriformes; Pangasiidae
Gene: snx16
Product: sorting nexin 16
Biological process (GO): protein targeting to lysosome; endosome to lysosome transport; early endosome to late endosome transport
Cellular component (GO): early endosome; extrinsic component of endosome membrane; late endosome
Molecular function (GO): phosphatidylinositol binding
Source: RefSeq, a predicted model, not a curated record